Molecule: messenger RNA, 2902 nt
Organism: Dufourea novaeangliae
Lineage: Eukaryota; Metazoa; Arthropoda; Insecta; Hymenoptera; Halictidae
Gene: in
Product: protein inturned
Exons: 11
Coding region: 68-2884 (938 amino acids)
Biological process (GO): establishment of planar polarity; nervous system development; vesicle-mediated transport
Cellular component (GO): cytoplasm; cilium
Molecular function (GO): protein binding
Source: RefSeq, a predicted model, not a curated record
CAUUAACGUGUAUUACAUUCUAAAAUAUUGGGCAUUUUAAAUACUGGAAAUUACAUUGCAUAAAAAUAUGGAGGAACCAAACUCCAAAAACAUAUCAGUAAAGUCACAAUGUAAAUAUAAUGAUCAAACUAGUAAUAUAGAGGAUACAGUAGAUGACAAUGAACAUGACUGGUGGGCAAGUGAUAGCGGAUCAAGUACAGGAUCAUAUUAUUCAGACACGGACAGUUCUACAGCAGAAUGGGAAUCAGAAAUCAGUCCUACUGGAGAAUUGUUUUACAUAGAAUCUGCUGCAGAAAGUAUAACCGAUGGUCAUUCUUUAUAUAAUGAAUCAGAACAUGAUUCUCAACCAGAACUGACAAGACGUCGUAGUACAAGAGCUGGAAAACUCAUGAGGCUCAUAAGACGCAAAGAGAGUAAGAGAUGGAGCACAAGAAAUAAAAAAAAUUAUUCCAGCAUUGCAUCUAACAGUAUAAUAAAUUCAGUAAAAGAAGGGAGUACAACUAAGGAAGUGACAUUCAGAGAUUUUCAAGCUGGUGAAAUUCGAGAAGUUACACUCUGUGUUGAUCCAGAUAGAAGACAUAAAUUGGGAAGACGAGCCACGUUAUGUGAAGCAUAUUUUGGAAUUACUCCAGGUGUUUUCUCUGAUAAAACACGAGUUAUGGUUGCUGGAUUUAUACCAGACGGAGAAGCAAUAAAGAACAAAAAUAUUAAAAUUGGUGAUUGGUUGAGAAGUAUAAAUUCAACUAAUGUCACAUAUCAAACUCUGGAUCACGUAUUAUCCGAAAUAACUAUUGCAACAAAUGUAACAUUAGAAUUGCAAAGAGUUGCAGGUAUUGAUGUCACAGAAAAAUUGCCUGGAUUAAAUAUUCCUAAGCAAUCCAUAUUGGUACAAAGAUUAAUGACUAAAGAAGGAAACAAAGACCUAAUGCAGUCUAUAUUAAAUUAUCCACUUGGUGUACUGUAUCUACGAACUGUAGAACUUACAGAAAUUGGACCAGAAUUACAAGGUGUUCUUUAUACAUUUCCCCGAUCAGAAAAUAAAAAUGCUCAGCCUAUUUUGUGCGCAGCAAGAGGAGCUUUCCUAACUCUUAAUCACUUAUUACCAGGAAUAACAGGUUUACAGCCUACAAGUACUACUAUACAGGUAGCAGAAGAAGAAGUACACGUUGUAUACACACCGCGUGACGAAGAAUUACUCCUAAUAGCAUUACCAAAAAAAUGUUGCAGUCUUGAAGAAGCAGUGAAUGUAUCAGUUGAUAUAGUCAGAACCUUAGAGUUUAUGUAUCAAUCACUAACAAAAUGUUUUACUUCUUCUGAAAAACAUACUUCUUUAGAUCACUUCUUCAUUUUAUUCAUUCAACAAUUAUUAGAUUUAAAGAAUUAUGGGAAUAACAUGAUAUUCUCUGAUUGUCCUAUGGAAAUUUUUACUGACAUUAAAAGUAUGGAAAAUUACAAAUUUAGAAGCACCUUUUCAGUUGCAAAUUUCAUUGAGUUAUCGAGAGAUGCACAAAUUCAAAUUGAUGCUGCUUUAAGUGAAAUGGAAGCCAUGGAUUAUAGAGAUUGGAAUGAAGAUCCUAUGGAUUGUCAAAGACUGUACACAAUAUUAGGUAGUUGUAUCUAUCACAAACAUUAUCUUCUUGGCUCUCAUUUAACGCAUAGUGAUUUCAUUGAAGUGGACUCGUAUCUCCGACAAAAUUGCCUUCUAAAUUUAGUAACAAAGGAAUCCGUAAAGAAUCUGGUUAUUUGGAAAAAAGUUUAUCCGUCAUCGUGUAAUCAAGGAACGUUAAAUAACAGUAAAAAUACCCAGCCACUAGUUCCUAAUGGAAAAUGGUUUUUACUUGUUGUUGGCUUUGGACAUGACUUAUUAGCAGUCCUUUUGGAAUCUGGUGGAUGCACUGCAAAAUAUACUGAAAGUAAUGGUCCAGAUAUAUUUUAUGUGGAAGAAGCUCAAGAAACUCUAAAACAUAUACAAAAAAUUGGAGUGACAACAUUAGCUGCUAAAUGGAUUGCAUCUAAUACAAGACCAGAAAUAAUACCUAAUGAAGAUCAUGUACCCACAAAACUAUCAUCUAGUAUCACAGAAAACUUUUUAGGUCUUAUAAAAUCAACUGAUAUCCAAAGUUCACCCACGAAAUCGUCUCUUGCUUUAAUUACCAGCAAAAAAACUCAAGAAAUACCAUCUAUUUUAAAAAAACGUAACACAGAAGAGAGUCCAAUGGUCUUAGGAUCUGUGUAUUCUUUGCAUACAUCGGAAGAUUCACUAAGCCAAGGAACAGGUGGAGUUAGUGAAAUAAGUGAUGAAGCUAUGCCUAUAUUAGGAAGACGAGCGACAAGAGAGAAGAUUUCUAGUGGAUCGAAAUAUUCUGACGAUAGCGACUCUGACAUUGAUGUAUAUAAAAAUGACUGUCGAAUGUUAAGUACAGAUAUAUCUAAUAUACGAGAGAAUCUAUUGACUCAAGCUGAUUAUUUGACACCAAAGAUAUUAACAACAGGUGAUAAAAAUUAUUUAUAUCACUAUGUGCAUUUAGAUAUGGUUGAAGGAAUUCUCCUAUCGUCUGAGCCAUUAGAAAGUUCAACAAAGGAUCACAAGAUUCUAGUUAACUUUAACAAAUGUGUUCACAUGAUACAUAGACUUUUACAUAAUGCAGUAAGAUUUAAAAAAUUGAUGAAUUCAGACAUAGAUAAAACUGUAAUUAAUAAGAGUUUAAUUGCUGUUAAAGAACAUGGUGUGCUAUUUGAAUGGGACAACAUUACUUAUUGGGUUGUUGGACGACUAUAUACAACUCCUCAUCCAAAGGAGUUGUAUGUGUGUUAUCAAGACUCUGCACCUCAAAAUUUAAUUGAAAUAGCAUUCAAAUUACAUUCACUACAAACAUUAAGUUGAAUAUUUUUAUUCUGUUUA